This is a messenger RNA of Indicator indicator, 2333 nucleotides long. RefSeq names its product solute carrier family 45 member 4 (gene SLC45A4). Gene Ontology annotation, molecular function: sucrose:proton symporter activity. The transcript has 8 exons. NCBI's taxonomy places the organism in Eukaryota, Metazoa, Chordata, Aves, Piciformes, Indicatoridae. The record is from RefSeq and is a predicted model, not a curated record. Gene Ontology annotation, cellular component: membrane. Gene Ontology annotation, biological process: transmembrane transport. The coding region runs from base 1 to 2304 and encodes 767 amino acids.
AUGAAAAUGGCUCCCCAGAAUGCUGACUCGGAAUCUAUGCAAGUUCAAGAUCUACCUGUGGCACAGCUUCAGAAACCAGAAAACAAGGAGAAUGAAAGUAGGGAGGAGACCAUUAGUGAAGGAUCCAUAGACCGGAUACCUAUACGCCUGUGGGUGAUGCAUGGUGCAGUAAUGUUUGGCAGGGAAUUUUGUUAUGCCAUGGAGACAGCUUUGGUAACACCUGUAUUGUUACAAAUAGGUCUUCCUGAACAAUACUACAGCCUCACUUGGUUCCUUAGCCCCAUCCUGGGCUUGAUCUUCACUCCACUUAUAGGUUCAGCUAGUGACCGCUGCACACUGAGCUGGGGCCGCCGGCGGCCUUUUAUUCUUGCUCUCUGCAUUGGUGUCCUGUUUGGAGUUGCACUUUUCCUUAAUGGUUCUGUUAUAGGUCUGGCUAUUGGUGAUGUCCCGGACAAGCAGCCCAUUGGUAUAGUUCUCACAGUGCUUGGUGUAGUGGUGUUGGACUUCUGUGCUGAUGCAACAGAAGGGCCAAUUCGGGCCUACUUGUUGGAUGUGGUGGACAGUGAAGAGCAAGACAUGGCCCUUAACAUCCAUGCAUUUUCAGCUGGUCUUGGAGGAGCAAUCGGUUACAUGUUAGGAGGGCUGGACUGGACACAGACCUUCUUGGGUGGUAUUUUUAAAUCUCAAGAGCAAGUCCUUUUCUUCUUUGCAGCCAUUAUUUUCUCUGUCUCCGUUGCUCUCCACCUUUUUAGCAUUGAAGAAGAGCAAUAUAACCCUCAGCAGGACAGGACUGAUGACGAAGGGGACACACUUUCUAGUGAAGAGCCCUAUGGAGCCACUAUGUUCCACGACGAUGUUCAGUCAGAGCAUGAUCUCAAUAUGGAGUUUCUUGAGGUGAACAUUGUAAGAAGUAAGAGUGACUCAGUUCUGCAUAUGCCUGAUGCCACAUUGGAAAUUGAAUCGGAGCUGCUUUUUCUGCAUGACAUUGAACCCUCCAUUUUUCAGGAUGCUUCAUAUCCAAAUACUCCCCACAACACAAGCCAAGAGAUCAUGAAGUCCAAACUCAACCACCUGUCUGCUUUCCUCAGGGACAAUGAGAAGGAGGAGGAAAUGUUGCUUGAUAAUCACUUAAAUGAAGACAAAGUCCCAAACCUGAAUGGCUCCCUGCCAAAAGAGUUCCUCAAUGGACACGCCAGAAUAGGCAUGAAACAGUCCAGUACUUCAAACUCCAUGCGAAGGCGGAGGCACAUGUUCUACCGUCAGCCCUCCUACACCUUCUCCUACUAUGGCAAGAUAGGCUCUCACCGCUACCGCUUUCGUCGGGCCAAUGCUAUCGUCUUGAUCAAGUCCUCACGCAGCAUGAAUGACAUCUAUGACAUGCAGAAGCGGCAGCGGCAGAGGUACAGACAGAGGAACCAGAGUGGCACGACAAAUUCAAGUGGAGACACCGAGAGCGAAGAGGGGGAAACUGAAACCACCGUCAGACUCUUGUGGUUGUCAAUGCUAAAGAUGCCAAAGGAGCUGCUGAGGCUGUGUGUCUGUCACCUUCUAACUUGGUUCUCCAUCAUUGCUGAAGCUGUGUUCUAUACAGAUUUCAUGGGACAGGUCAUCUUUCAGGGUGAUCCAAAGGCCCCUUCUAACUCAACUGAGUUACACGCCUAUAAUGCUGGAGUUCAGAUGGGAUGCUGGGGACUGGUUAUUUAUGCUGCUACUGCUGCUGUUUGUUCAGCCUUGUUGCAGAAGUAUUUGGACAACUACGACCUUAGUAUCAAAGUGAUCUACAUCCUGGGCACACUGGGUUUCUCUCUUGGCACCGCAGUGAUGGCUAUGUUCCCCAACGUGUAUGUCACCAUGAUAAUGAUCAGCACUAUGGGAAUAGUUUCUAUGAGUAUCUCCUACUGCCCUUACGCACUUUUGGGACAAUACCAUGAUAUUAAAGAGUACAUUCACCAUAGCCCCGGGAACUCAAAGCGAGGAUUUGGCAUAGACUGCGCUAUUCUGUCCUGUCAGGUUUACAUCUCCCAGAUCCUCGUGGCCUCUGCGCUUGGUGGUGUGGUGGAUGCGGUUGGCACGGUCAGAGUCAUUCCCAUGGUGGCUUCAGUGGGAUCUUUCCUGGGUUUUUUGACAGCUACUUUCUUGGUGAUUUACCCCGAGGUCAAUGAAGAGCCAAAGGAAGAACAGAAAGGACUAGGCCCUCCGGAGACAGCUGAGGGCAAUGGCACAAGCACAGAGAAGCCAACUGUGCUGAAGCUGACACGCAAGGGAGCUGCCAUGUCGGAGCUGGAGAGUGAGUCAGCUGUUUGAGGACAUCGCUUGCUGAUCACCCACAUUCC